Rotaria socialis is the source of this 618-nucleotide messenger RNA. The record is from the annotation of a GenBank genome assembly. Lineage: Eukaryota; Metazoa; Rotifera; Eurotatoria; Philodinida; Philodinidae.
AUGCGCGCAAACGUAAGAAUCUUGAGAAACUCUUCGUGGGAAAAUUGGGGCGCCUAUGGUUUUGUCUUCGGAUUUUUCUUGGUAUUGAUUGGCAUUUUGACACAAGUUUUUGAAUUUCCGCGUGUCUACAAUGGUGCGACAAAUGUAAAUUUAAAUGGUACUAUUUACGUGGGUCUUUAUAACAUGACAAAUUAUUAUAAUCAUUUUUGGCCAUGGACAUAUCCGGCUAGUCUAUUCGGUCUUUUCACAUUUAUAACUGGCAUAAUCGGUCUGCUAGCUGGCAUGCGAGGAACUUAUACAGCAAUCUAUGGAUUUUUUACCAUGAGUGUUAUAUCAGCAUUAUUUGCUAUUUAUUUAAUUAUUUAUUUUGCGUUUAUUAUUUCAUUCUAUCGAUCGAAUGGUUGGGAUAAACCAAGUAAUCGUACACACGCUGAAUCGGUUUCCUAUAGUCUUGCUAGUACACAAUUAGCAGUGGCAUUAGUUAAUGCAAUCGUUAGCAUAUUAUCAGCUAUAGUGACGGGUCGAGCAAUUGCACUUUGUGUUGACAAAGGUGUUAAGGAACAAGAUAUGAUAAUAACAUAUUCAGCACGAUCACCAUUGCCUCCUAGGGCUUAUUAA